AUGUUAUUAUUAUCCUAGCGCCAAUCAACAUAACUCUAGGAAUUAGAAACACUGAAAGCAUCCAUUUUUGGUUAGUAGUCUUUUCGUUCUCGAAACCCUUCAAAUGAAAGAUCACAAACCUAUUAGAGAUCAUUGAAAUUUUCAAUAGACAAUUCAAGACACAAAAACAAUGUGCAAUCAUAUUCUGGUGAAAAACAAGUAAGGAGUAAAGAUCAUUCUAAUAGUUGAAUUUAAGUUCAUAGAACUAAAAGGUUGAAAAUUUGAUUGCAACUUGGACCCAUCAAAAAAAUUCAUAAUCUUUGCAUUCAAGUUCCAAUGUAGUUAUACCUGGUAAGUUAGUUACUGAUGUGUGUUAAAUUGCUUAAUUGGAUGAUAUAAACAAGGAAUCUAUCAAGCCACACAUCAUUAUAGAAGAGGAUGUAUUGUUUACAGAAGAAAGAGAGAAUUAACCUCUUAUUUAAAACAAUAAAGAUAAGCAUGCUAAAACUCCUGUUCAUUUGAUUGCUCCUAACAAGAGUUAUAAAGAGUAAUGUAUUAAAUCUGUUAAUGAAGAAACCCAAGAAAUGAGGAAAGACAAUGGGGGAAAGAAGUCACAGAAUCAAAAUAUUUAACGACCAUAGACUACAAAGACAAACCCUGGAAUUUAAGCUAAAUCAUCACCUCUUGUGUUUAAAGGGCAGUCAUUGCAGAAUCCAAUGAAAAUAUCAUUAAUUGAUCAAAAAAAACUCAAUAAUCAAUAGAGUGGACCAAAUAAUAAUAAAAAUGUGUUGUACACUUCAAAAAUAGUCAAAAAGAAUAGUAUAAUUGUUCCUGAAGAAAAUCAAUAGGAUAAUUAAUUCAUUCCAGAAUUAGAGAGACUAAAGGAGUAGAUUUUAUCAACAUACUUAAAAUAAAAUCGUGCUCUUAUUGGAUCUUAAAAUUAAAUUCUUAAGUAUAUGAGUGUAUUAAAAUUAGAAAUUUCGAUUAAAUCCUGUAAAUUUUAAAGCAGGAUUUCCCAAAAUGA
This is a messenger RNA of Paramecium octaurelia, 1003 nucleotides long. Lineage: Eukaryota; Ciliophora; Oligohymenophorea; Peniculida; Parameciidae. The record is from the annotation of a GenBank genome assembly.